This is a messenger RNA of Eublepharis macularius, 2347 nucleotides long. It is a transcript of the gene HSDL2, whose product is annotated as hydroxysteroid dehydrogenase like 2. The coding region runs from base 108 to 1436 and encodes 442 amino acids. Lineage: Eukaryota; Metazoa; Chordata; Lepidosauria; Squamata; Eublepharidae. Gene Ontology annotation, cellular component: mitochondrion. The record is from RefSeq and is a predicted model, not a curated record. The transcript is spliced from 11 exons.
GAUUGUUGCGCCUUUUGCCCCAGUGCGGGGUCGCGAGCAGGCGCCGGAAUCGGAGCGGCCUCGGGGAGCGUCCCGCCCGGAGCUGGCCCCGCGCCUCAGACGUGGCCAUGUUGCCCAACACAGGGAAGUUGAGAGGAUGCACUCUUUUUAUCACUGGGGCAAGCCGUGGCAUCGGGAAAGCAAUUGCCUUGAAGGCGGCAAAGGAUGGGGCGAACAUUGUGAUAGCUGCCAAGACCGGAGUGCCUCAUCGCACGCUCCCGGGAACCAUCUACACCGCUGCGGAAGAAAUUGAAGCAGCUGGAGGAAAGGCUUUGCCGUGUAUCGUCAAUGUGAGAGAAGAAGAGCAAAUCGUUGAAGCCGUGAAUAAGGCUGUUCAGACAUAUGGAGGGAUAGAUGUUCUUGUGAACAACGCAAGUGCAAUCUCCUUGACUGGUACUCUGGAAACACCUACGAAAAAGGUAGACCUCAUGAUGAGCGCCAACACAAGAGGAACCUAUCUUACAUCUAAAAUAUGCCUUCCCUACUUGAGGAAGAGUAAGAUCGGUCAUAUUCUUAAUAUCAGCCCACCAAUAAACUUGAAUCCUGUCUGGUUCAGAAAUCACUGUGCCUACACUAUUUCUAAAUAUGGAAUGUCCAUGUGUGUGCUUGGCAUGUCAGAAGAAUUUAGAGGAGAAGUCGCAGUUAAUGCUUUGUGGCCUCAAACAGCUAUAUACACCUCUGCUAUGGAUAUGUUGGGAGGAGCUGGAGUGGAGAAACAGUGCAGAAAAACAGAUAUUCUUGCCGAUGCUGCAUAUUGCAUUUUAACAAAGCCUAAAAGUUUCACUGGAAACUUUGUCAUUGAUGAAAAUUUGCUGAGAGAAGAAGGAAUUAAGAAUUUCGAUGCAUAUGCAGUUGCGCCAGGUCACCCUUUGCUACCAGAUUUCUUUCUGGAUGUGGAUCCUGAUACACUAGCGAUGAAAAUGGAAGCACACGGAGCUUCUCCAACAUUCAGAGAAGGGAAGAAACAGGACUUCCCCAAGCAUGAAGGUCCUGACAGAACGAAAUCAGAAGGUCCUGACAGAGGGAAGCAUCACGUGCACUUCGCAGCUGAGAGCUCGGCCGGGCCUGUAGUGGAAACGUUUAAAAUUAUAAAAGGAGCCGUCAACGAAGAAGUUGUAAAGUCAGUCCAAGGUGUUUAUCAGUUUGAAUUAUCUGGUGAAGAAGGAGGAACAUGGUACAUUGAUCUUAAAAACAAGGGGGGCAGCGCAGGAAGCGGAGAGCCACCUGUGAAAGUCGAUGUGAUCAUGAGCAUGUCUAGCACGGACUUUGUGAAAAUGUUUUCAGGCAAACUAAAGCCAACCAUGGCUUUCAUGUCCGGAAAGCUGACCAUCAAAGGUGACAUGGCCUUAGCGAUCAAGCUGGAAAAACUGAUGGGCCAGUUCAACGCAAAAUUGUGAUAACAUUAAAUAGGAGAAGAGGGUGGUUUUGAGUGUCACGUUGACCUUUCAAUAAAUGUGCAGCACUUUGCUGUGGAAGGUGCUGAAGUUUGCUUUUGUUUAACGCAUUAUGAUUUGACUCAUAGUUUCCACUGAUCCCCUAACAUUUGUAGGAUGUGGAACCAAUUCUAACUAGAUUUACUUGGGAUUAAAUUGUAUUGGUUUAAAUUGGGACUGAUGUCUGAGGGAUUAUUUUUAGGAUCACUGUUGGGCCCUGUUUUUGUUCUGAUGAAAAUCGGUGCUGCCUCAGUUUACAGAUGAACGCGAACUCUUCCUUUUGGUACAAUCAUGUCCGCCUUGCUUAGGUCAGAGAUUGGUGCCGCUUUCCUCUUUCUGAUGCUGCCAUGUUUCAGUUGUCUUUCUGAAUGUCCAAAUUCGCUUGAAGUCAAUGCACCUGGGAGCAUUUAAAAAAAAAAGAAUAGCGCUGAUUGAGUCGAUGUAAGCUAGUUCUUUGAUUGAAAAAGACUCUGAUCUUAUUGCGGUGUUUUUUAGCUGUGGGCCUGAAGUUGCAAAUCUUUUUAUAUGCUGCACUCCUAUUGACUUCAGUGGAAAUAUGCCAUUGUUCAGUGGCAACUGAAUUACCUCCACGGCACCUUUGACAUUUACUUCCAGUAUUGUCGCCUUGAGGGUUUGUGUUUUUUCAUAUUUCUAAAGUAUUUUUUUCCUUUGUGGGUUUAAAUGACACAGCCUCUCCCCUCUCCCCAUUUAAAGAAUUCUAAAUUCAGAUAUUAAAGCAAGGAAAAGUAGGGAUUUGCCUUAAUUUUAAAUGCCUAUAUAAUUCUUAUGCUUUUAAAUACUUUUGCUGUGGUGAAAACUUGGUUCCUGCCAAAAUGUACUUACAAAGUGAGUUGAAAUAAAAUGUAUUAUUUUAA